Molecule: messenger RNA, 1371 nt
Organism: Miscanthus lutarioriparius
Lineage: Eukaryota; Viridiplantae; Streptophyta; Magnoliopsida; Poales; Poaceae
Source: the annotation of a GenBank genome assembly
AUGCUGCGCCUUCGCGCUUGCGGCGGCACGGCGCCGGCGUCGGUGCCUGCGCUCGUCAGGGCCCGCCUCGCCAGGCGAGCCUCCGCCGCCUCCACCGUCGCCUCCGCUUCCUCCUCUUCGUCCGCCCUGGAAGAGCUCGCCGCCGAGCGCAGAGGUUUGGCAAAGGUCGUUUUAAAGAAGGGGAAGACCCAAAUAUUCCGAGAUGGAAGCCCAAUGGUGUACAGCGGUGCUGUUGAUAGGAUAAUUGGUCGACCUCCUCCGAAAUCUGGUGAUGUUGUUCUGGUAGCUGAUGGGACAGAGAAACCUAUUGGAUGGGGUCUCUAUAACUCUGUGUCUAUGUUUUGUGUUCGGUUGAUGCAGCUAGAAGAAGAGGCAAGAAGAGAUCCCACAUGCGCACUAAAUAUGGAAAGGUUGCUUGAAGCAAGGAUUUCAUCUGCUGUUGAUUUGCGGCGCAGUUUGGGUCUCCCUUCUGCUGACACAAAUGCUUAUCGCCUCAUCAACAGUGAAGGAGACAGAUUGUCUGGUCUAAUAGUGGACAUCUUUGCUGAUGUUGCUGUCAUUGCUUCAUCUGCUGCUUGGGUUGAGAAAUACAGGCAAGAAAUACAAUUUCUUGUUAGCAAAGUUAAUGGCAUCAGCCAUAUAAAGUGGAGGCCAUCGGCAGAUAUUUUGAAAGAAGAAGGAUUGGAUAUAUCAGAGCAUAAGGAGCCUGCUUCACCAUGCUCAACUGUUAAGGUCAUGGAGAAUGGCAUUGUCUACUUAGUCUCAUUAGAGGGUCAGAAGACAGGGUUUUAUGCAGAUCAACGGGAAAACCGCUCUUUCAUAUCAUUACUUUCAAAGGAUCAAAGGAUCCUUGACCUUUGCUGCUACAGUGGUGGCUUUGCUCUUAACGCAGCUAAGGGUGGUGCUAAUAAUGUCAUUGGCAUUGAUUCAUCAGGAUUGGCACUAGACCUUGCCAAUGAGAAUAUCGUUCUCAAUGAGCUAAACCAUGGAAAAAUCUCAUUUGUAAAAGGAGAUGCAACUACAUUCAUGAAAGGAGCUAUCUCAGAAAAUGAGCUGUGGGACUUGGUAAUCCUUGACCCUCCAAAGUUGGCGCCGCGAAAGAAGGUGCUACAAAGUGCAUCCGGUAUGUAUAGAAGCUUGAACACACUUGCAAUGCAAGUGGUGAAGCCAGGGGGGUUACUCAUGACAUGCUCUUGUUCUGGAGCUAUGACCCAAAGUGGCAUGUUCCUCAAAACCAUUCAGGGUGCUGCAUCAAUGGCUGGCCGUAAGGUUACGGUCUUACGUCAAGCUGGGGCAGCCUGUGAUCACCCCAUCGACCCUGCAUACCCUGAGGGCCAGUAUCUCAGCAAUUACUUGCUGCGCGUGGCAUGA